Molecule: messenger RNA, 2856 nt
Organism: Cavia porcellus (domestic guinea pig)
Lineage: Eukaryota; Metazoa; Chordata; Mammalia; Rodentia; Caviidae
Gene: Siral2
Product: family with sequence similarity 118 member A
Exons: 10
Coding region: 792-2012 (406 amino acids)
Source: RefSeq, a predicted model, not a curated record
CAGCAGUGGCAGCUCGCUGUUGCUCAGCACCAGGGUCUCCAUGCCGGCCUGCAUUAGGCCCCCACGCAGGUCGGGCUGGCUGUCAGCCUGGGUCCUGGUGGCAGAGCAGUCCUGUGGCGAAGGACUGUGGCAGUGUCUGAGGGUGAGGUGCAGGAGGCCUGGUGAGGUGGACGGGGCCAUUAGCAGCUGCCACAGCAGGCGAGUGAUGGGGGUUUGCUUCGCUAGCUGAAUGCAAGUGUGCCCCCGUUGCAGUUUAUCACGUUGGAACUAGCCCCUGUUCCAUGAGUGUUUAUUUAGUGCUGGGUGCCGAGGGUAGGGGCAGAAUAAGGCAGUGUCCAGCCGGUACGCAGCUGGUUUACACAGUGUUCUAAGCCGGAGGUACGCCACUUACCCUUUUGUUAGAGGCUUUGGAUAAAAGGGACAGGAACCCCACAUAAGGCUGUAUUGGGGCUGAUUUUUUUAGAAAACACUGGCAGUUCCUUGUGAUUCAGUGGGUUGCUGCGAUGGCUUGGCUUUGGGCCAUAGACUGGUGACGGCACAGUCACCAGGGAAACCAGAGAUGCAGUGUGUGAAAGGCGCCCAGGGGUUUGUUCCUGUAGUCUGGAUUCCCAUUGGCUUGGAGGCGUGGUGUGGACGGGCGCUGGUGGCAGAGGCCGGGUGGGCCUGGCUGUGCAGAUCGCCCAGCCGUGGCCUGCGGUGGAACACCGGGGAGGCUUUGGGUCAUCGCCAGGCCCUGUGAGGUCUGGCUCUGGUCUGCAUGCUGCUGCACAGCAGGAAAUGAGGAUUCACAGAUGGAUUCAGAAGAAAAAUCCGUAAAUAAAAGUGAACAGAAAUCAAGAAAGUUUUUAAAAAGCCUUGUCCGGAAGCAGCCCCAGGAGCUGCUGCUGGUCAUCGGGACAGGUGUGAGUGCGGCGGUGGCCCCGGGCAUCCCGGCCCUGUGCUCGUGGCGCAGCUGCAUUGAGGCGGUCAUCGAGGCUGCGGAGCAGCUGGAGGUGCUGCACCCUGGGGACGUUGCUGAGUUCCGGAGGAAGGUGGUAAAGGACCGGGACCUGCUGGUGGUGGCCCACGAUCUGAUCCGCAAGAUGUCACCUCGCACCGGCGACACGAAGCCCAACUUCUUCCAGGACUGCCUGAUGGAGGUGUUCGACAGCCUGGAGCAGCACAUCCAGAGCCCGCUGGUGCUGCAGUCCAUCCUCGGCCUCAUGGACCGGGGCACCAUGGUGCUCACCACCAACUACGACAACCUGCUGGAGCUCUUCGGGCAGCAGCAGAACCGGCCUAUGGAGUCGCUGGACCUGAAGGACAAGACCAAGGUCCUGCAGUGGGCGCGUGGCCACAUCAAGUAUGGAGUGCUCCACAUCCACGGCUUGUACACAGAUCCCUGCGGGAUGGUGCUGGACCCGUCCGGCUACAAAGACGUCACGCAGGACCCCGAGGUCAUGGUGCCUGCAUGUGGAAUGCACCUGGAUCACUGCCUGCCCUCCCGCCCACCUGCAUGCGGCAAUCCUCCCUCAGGGUGCCAGUGGCUCUUCCACUUCCAAAGCUGGAAGUCCUGCAGAACCUGUACCGCACCAAGUCCUUCCUGUUCGUGGGCUGUGGGGAGACCCUGCGCGACCAGAUAUUCCAGGCGCUCUUCCUCUACUCGGUGCCCAACAAGGUGGACCUGGAGCACUACAUGCUGGUGCUCAAGGACAACGAGGACCACUUCUACAAGCACCAGGCUGACAUGCUGCUGCACGGCAUCAAGGUCGUGUCCUACGGGGACCGAUUCGACCUCUUCCCGGGGUACCUGCAGGACCUCGCCACCCAGAUCUGCAGGCAGCGCAGUCCAGACGCUGAGCGAGUGGACAGCACCACGCUGCUGGGCAAUGCAUGUCAGGACUGUGCGAAGAGGAAGAUGGAGGAGAACGGGAUGGAACCGCCCAGAAAGCUCAGACACCCAGAUGAUGCCAGCGGGUCCUGAGCUCUUUCUACCCGGUCACACCUGCAGCGUGAGGCUCGGCCUUCUGUAACCAGUGCCAUGUCCCCCGCCGUCACCGUCACUGUCACUGUCAUGUGCCCCCAGAGCCGGCCAGGCUGGGUGUAGAGCUCUGCGUGCUGACCUGCCGCGGUGACACGGACACUCUUCGGGAGCCCUGUGCGGACCGAUGAAGGCUACCUCAGGGACCAGCGGCGGGGAGGAUGUGCCUGGCGCCGCUGCCCUGCGCGCUGCUCUGCAUCCGGGUGUUUCUGCCGAUGCAGGAGAGGAGCUGGUCCAAGCAGCAGGGUUGGCGGAGAGGAGGGAGAAGGCCCCGGCCCUGGGCUGUUCUCACGUGGAAACAGCUGGCCUAGAGGGCGCGUUUCACCCUCUCUGUUACACUGGUCACAGUAAAGGGGCAUCGGAGCGGCGCGCAGAGAUGGUUUUUAGGAGUGAUGCUGCCAGGAGGCUCCGGAGGGCGGCUCUGCCAACGCUGCCCAGGGCCAGCCAGGAGGCGCAGGGGUGUGGACGAGGCUCUCAGCCUGGAGUCCAGCCGAGCUUGGUGUGUCCUCACAUCCUGGGGCAAGGUCCUGCCUAUUGUCCUCCCUUGUCCCCGUUCCUCAAGCCAAGGGGACUUCUGCAGGGCCAGCCAGCUUGUGGCUUUGCUGGGUGCUGCGCAUGCGCGGGAGGCCUCCCUGCGGCCCGCCCUGCGCACUGCCCCAGCGCCCUUGCGUGGGUGCCCAGCCCCGGGACCCCACAGCCGCAGUCGGGGAGGGGCAGGGAACAGGGGUGGGCGGAUGAGGGUGAGCCGGAGACGCGCGCCGGAGCCCUUUCUCCCCCUUUUGAAGCAUAGAGACAAACGUGUCACUCUGGUCAUAAAUAAAGUUUUUACGUGGCCA